GGAAGCAAAGAGCCAAAGACGUGGCAACGAUGGACGACCUUUCAGCGAAACGAGCGCCCUCAGACUACGGCAGCACAGAACAAUCGAGAAGAAGCAGUCCCCACGACGACGCGUUUUGGACUUUGGACAAAUCUCUUACAAAAGCAGCGACAGAGAAAUCUCGCUGUUGACAGCAACGAUGGCCUCCGCGUACAGUUGCAGGGAAUGCGGUUCCAACCUGAAUCUGAACUCCGGCUACGCCUACCCUCCGGACUUCUACUUCGAAGCCGGCAACAAGGGCUCCGUCUCGUUCUCGGCGGUGGACGCCACCAGGUUCACCUUCGAGAAGGAGGACAAGAUCCGCCCCUUCUUCGAAACCCUCAAUUACUGGGGGAUUCAGCGCAAGAGGACCAAAAUCAAGUGCUCCGCCUGUGCACGUCUCCUCGGCUACGUCUACGAUGACGGUCCACCGCUCACCGAUAGUCCCGGUCAGUUUCACAUGGGACCCAGCCAGGUCAUCCCCAGAGCUCCCAGAUACAGGUUUAAGACCAAAGCCCUCACAAUCACUUCCGCUUAGCAUACCACACACCAUGUUGAAAUGGACCUCCAUCCAUGUUGUUUCUUUGUUUUAGAUUUUGAGAUACUACAAGAAUUGGAUUGGUGUUCCCCCGGUCUAGAAGGGUCAGAUCUAGAGUCCUUCAACAUCAGUUGCACAUGGCAGGGGUGGCUGCACAAAACAUGCUUAACUUAGUACUUAAACCAAGUAAGACAGCAUUAAGUAUUUAGCUUAGCCUGGUGAUUACGGAAUAGCUAAAUAAGUCUUUCUUUUUUUAUAUAUGUAAAUUAAGUUCUUUAUAUUAAUAAGUUGUUUCAUUGGUAUAGUGCGAUUAGAUUCAAUAAUCCUUCGUAAUGCGAUGUAUUUACAUGUACUCAUCUACUUCUACCUAACCUUCUUAAAUUAAUCAUAGUUAACACUAGUUGUUUUUGUUUAAAA
Cajanus cajan (pigeon pea) is the source of this 973-nucleotide messenger RNA. Lineage: Eukaryota; Viridiplantae; Streptophyta; Magnoliopsida; Fabales; Fabaceae. The record is from RefSeq and is a predicted model, not a curated record.